Acanthisitta chloris (rifleman) is the source of this 510-nucleotide messenger RNA. RefSeq names its product C-C motif chemokine 19-like. Gene Ontology annotation, cellular component: extracellular region. The transcript has 6 exons. Gene Ontology annotation, molecular function: chemokine activity; CCR chemokine receptor binding. Lineage: Eukaryota; Metazoa; Chordata; Aves; Passeriformes; Acanthisittidae. Gene Ontology annotation, biological process: cellular response to tumor necrosis factor; inflammatory response; positive regulation of ERK1 and ERK2 cascade. The coding region runs from base 1 to 510 and encodes 169 amino acids. The record is from RefSeq and is a predicted model, not a curated record.
AUGCAGUGGCUGCAUCUUCUCUGCCUCAGUCUUCUGGUGCUGGGAUGUAUCCUGGAUGUGCGUGGUGGGAACAACGUCCUUGACUGCUGCCUGCGGACAAGUGAGACACCCAUCCCACGGCGGAUAGUGAAGGAUUACCGGCUCCAGCUAGUGCAGGAUGGCUGUACUAUCCCUGCUACUGUAUUCAUCACCACAAAGGGCAAACGCCUCUGUGCCCCACUCCAAUCCCCGUGGGUGAUUCGACUUCAAGAGAAGCUGAAUGCCAGCUCUGCCAGGAAGGUCAGCAAACCCCUGGGGAUUGGCACCUUCCAGGCUGGCAUCCUCUCAGGCAUCACUGUCUUCCAGGUUAGCAUCCUCCUGGGAAUCAGUACUUUCCAGGUUGGCAUCUCCAGCAUUCCAGUGGCAAUCAGUGCCUUCCAAGUCAGCAUCCUUUCUGGCAUCAGUGCCUUCCAGGUCAGCAUACUUUCGGAUUUGGCAGAGAAGAAAGCAGAAGCAGCCAUGAGAGCUUGA